AUGGAGACUGAAUCAAUACUUUAUUCAUCAACAUCAUCUGGUGCUGGAGGUGGACCUGCUUUGUCACCAGAGGGCGCUCCACGUCCAAAGCCAAACAAUACACCAAACUACCGAUUAAAGUACACUCUGCAAGGUCAUUCUCAAUCAAUAUCAUGUGUAAAGUUCUCUCCAGAUGGUAAAUGGUUAUUAAGUGCAUCCGCCGAUAAUAUUAUAAAGAUUUGGGAUGCUAGGAAUGGAAGAUAUCAAAGAUCAUUGACUGGACAUAAGAAGGGAAUAUCGGAUGCAAGCUGGAGUCAUGACUCAAAGUAUAUUUGUUCGGGAUCGGAUGAUAAGACUGUGCGUAUAUGGGAUGCCACGUCAGGCGAUCAACUAAAGGUUCUGCGAGGCCACAAGAACUUUGUGUUCUGUUGCAACUUCAACCCGCAGUCCAACCUGAUUGCCAGUGGCUCCUUUGACGAGGACAUCAUCCUGUGGGAUGUCAAGACUGGCAAAAUGCAGCGCAAGAUCGAGGCACACACCGAGCCAGUAUCAUCCGUCCACUUUAACCGUGAGGGAAACAUGCUUGUCUCUAGCAGCCACGAUGGAUCAAUACGUAUAUGGGACACAGCAACAGCGGAUAUCUUAGCGACAUUGUUGCCAACUGAUGUAAAACCACCAAUGGUAUCAUACUCGUCAUUCUCACCCAAUGGCAAGUAUGUGCUGGCGGGCACACUGGACUCAAAGCUGCGGUUGUGGAACUACAGCGACAACAAAGUGAUGAAGACAUACGACGGUCACGUGAACACCAAGUACUGUGUAUUCUCUGCCUUCUCCAAUGGAAAAUGGGUCAUCUCUGGAUCGGAGGACAACUGCCUCUACAUCUGGGAUCUGCAGACCAAGGAGAUCGUACAGAAGCUGGAAGGACACACCGAUGUGGUGCUGGCUGUUGCCUGCCACCCUACAGAGAACAUCAUCGCAUCAGGUGCCAUCGACUCGGACCCAACCAUCAAGAUUUGGAAAAUGUAG
Messenger RNA from Acytostelium subglobosum LB1, 1005 nucleotides. RefSeq lists its product as hypothetical. Gene Ontology annotation, biological process: regulation of DNA-templated transcription. Bases 1 to 1005 code for a protein of 334 amino acids. The transcript is spliced from 3 exons. Gene Ontology annotation, cellular component: Set1C/COMPASS complex; nucleus. The record is from RefSeq and is a predicted model, not a curated record. Gene Ontology annotation, molecular function: histone binding. NCBI's taxonomy places the organism in Eukaryota, Evosea, Eumycetozoa, Acytosteliales, Acytosteliaceae.